AUGUUUUGCGGAUGUUCGAAAUUCUUAGUGAUCAAUAUCCCACUAGAAAUAUCAAUAAUCGUCGAGUUUCAUUAUUUUUCGCUCAUUGAAACGCCGCAUCGAGUAUCUACAUCUCGCACGGAGCUGGAGAGCGGUGCCGAACCUACGAGUGUCAAGGUAAUGUCGAUUUUCGGUGCCCACAAAGCUAGGAUCACUAAAGCCGCCAACGCAAUCCGCAAGAAGAUCGCGGAGUUUGACGAGGCCAUCUUGGAGCCGUUGGAUUUUACCAUCGAGGCAGGUAGAGAUCCACAGCUUGUUCUUAGUCGUAAAAGUUUGCUAUUUUUCCAUUUUACUUCUUUCGGUCGUACUGUUGAUUCUCUUCGUGCCCAGCGAGAGAAGGCCGAGGAGUUUGCUCGGCAGCACCCUGACGAGAACGGCGAGUUCCCCCUCCUCCAGCAGAUUCAGGACCAUUGGGAUGCCAGUGGACUGGAUGACCUUGUGGAGGAGGCCGAAACUCUCCGGGAUCGUGUUGAUGCUGCCAUCAAACUUCUGCCAAGCUCGGAGGCAUUAUACUACUUUCGCACUUCCACUGUUCCUCCCUCUCUUGUUAACCCUACCCCCAACCCCACCCGAGACCCCAUUUAUCCCCAGCAGCUCGCGCCAGAUGUAAGAAUGGAAAUCGCAAGCCAUUCUUCAUCGCACAAUAGGGAUCGUCCAGCUGAUCCCGAGGCAGUCGUGCCAGCGCGUCCAGCACCCCCGCCAGCACGCGCGCCAAGUGUCGCGCAAGGAUUCGACAAUCCCUCCCAUGACCCUUCGGCCCACCCAACUUUUGUGAAUCCCCCUCCAGUUCAUCAGUCGAAUCCAUUCAGUUCUUUUUUAGUCCCCAAUGUCAAUUCUUCCCCUUCAUCCGUGGAACAGACGUUGAAGUUGCCUACGUUUGAGAUUCCGACCUUCCAUGGCGACAUCGACAACUUUUUGGAGUUCUGGGAUCUCUUCUCGGUAGCCGUGCACAAUAACAUCAAUGUGCCAGCAUCGAUGAAAUUCAUGUACCUCAAGUCACAUCUGAGAGGACCAGCCGCGAGCAUAAUUGCCGGUUUUCAAUCGACGGCAGAAAACUAUGAGGAUGCAGUACGUACCUUGACGAAUACGUACGGUAGACCAGAGAUCCUCCGCAAUAGGCUGUGGGAUAAGUUGAUGCAAUUGCCACCAGCAUCAGAUUCGCCGAUGUCGCAACGCGCGACAUUUUGUACCGUCAAGGCUAUAUGGACCCAGCUUACACAUCUCAAGGAGGACUCUAGUGCUAUCGGUACUCUCAAGAUUAUUCGUGCUAAAUUCCCGAGACGGACGCGCGAAAAGAUCGGCGAAUACAAGACCAAGGGAGACGCGAUGUGGACAGUUGACGAGUUACUUUCGACGUUGGAUACCAUCAUCGACAGAUUGGAAACUAUUGAGGAUGCUGACCCAUCAGAACACUUUGCGUAUAACUCCCAGGCAUCAGUCCGUCAUGAUUCUUCUUUGCCACGUAGGUAUCCGAGCGUGAGCCGCACGGAUUCAGCGUUUACGCGCUAUCGUACGUCAUCGUACUAUCCCAGACGUCCGUCGGUAUCGCGCACGCCAUCACCCUACAGUAGGCAUAACAGACCUCCGACCCCGUAUUACCCUCGUAACGCGUCGCGCAGCCCUAGCAGACCACGCUAUGCGAUUCCUUACGAACCAUACUGCGCCUUUUGCCGUGAUCCUGGACAUCCAUCCGAACGAUGCAACAUCGUGCGAGACGUAGCACAACGCAGAUCCAUUCUUGUUCGUUACAGAUUGUGUUGGUUGUGUUUACAGCGAGAUCACGGAUACGCUCAGUGUGAUGCGCCAUUGUGUGAGUACUGCGGUAGGAUACACCAUAGAGCUCUCUGUUGGAAUCCUCCGCGCGCACGUACGCCACCACUUCCAGCGAAUGGAAACACCAGGCGUAGUCUCGAUAGGUUUUACUCUCCGAGACGUGUGCAAUUUUACAGAGAGACUCAGGGAUCAGUGCCGCGCGCAUAUCGAGGUUACUCGCGCGCAUCGUCAUCGCGUAACUCUUAUCCUAAACCGCCAUCACCAUCUAGGCGACAACCUUCUACUUCACCGGCUAGACGCGCCUCUUCGGCGCGCAGGUCGCGUAGUAUUUCCGCAGUACACAGCGCCACCGGUACUCCUGAUCAACCCGUAGCUAGCGUGGACGCGCAAGCAGAGCCCUUGGAUCAUCACCGAAUUCGCGUAGGCUCUCAUUCACCAUCAUCCUGUAUAUCUGUGUGUUCGCAGGAAUCAGCGCAACCGCGCUUGAUGGUAGUCCAUGCAGUUACGAAGAAUUAUAAGACGGAUACGGAUGAGUUGCUCACAGUCUUCUUAGACAGUGGCUCUCAAUUUAGUUUCAUUUGUACCUCGUUAGCCAAACAUCUAGGCUUAUCAUUUCGUAACACCAGGACAUUUACGACUCUGACGUUCGGCGGUCACCAAUUCACGGAAGAAUCGUCAGAGGUUACACUCAUACUCUGGGACCAGUAUAACUACCCGAUCUAUCUCGAUCUAUGGACGCGCGAGAGGAUCACGACAGUCCCACGGACCAACACCCAGAACGACAAAGACAUCGUCGAUUUAGGAGACAGAGUGGAAGUCGAUGUACUAAUCGGGAUAGAUAAUUAUUGGCGUAUUGUGGACCUGCACAGGAAUGAGAAGUUACCAUCUGGCCUCAUACUGUCGCACACCAGAUUUGGACCCGUCUUGUCUGGGCAGAAGCAUCCACCUGCCACGAACACCCUGUUAGCUACAAAGACUCCUCUUGAUGACGACGAAGUUGCAACCCACCAGUUGAUCAAGAGUCUUUUCGGCUUGGAUCUGGUUGCAACGGAAGAGGAAGAGAACACAGAAGAUGCUAAUACCAUCAAGCAUUUCUACGAUACCGACCUUUGGGAGCUCGGAUAUGGAUGGGAUGACAGCCUUACCGACGAAGAUAUCCAGAAAUGGAACGCGAUCGUGCAGGAUAUUAGCGGUUUUCAGCUAAGCGUACCGCGCUACAUUGGUGAUACCUUCGAGGAUGCAUAUGACCUGGUCGUAUGUUCUGACGCGUCUAAACGCGUUCACGCUACUGCCAUCUACAUUUUGACGCGCCCUCGUCGCGGUACACCUCGAUCUACUUUGCUUUUCGCCAAAGCAAAGUUGGCCCCUCCCGGUGCCAUCACGAUACCGCGCAUGGAACUCUUAGCUUCCCAUAUGGCAGCUAAGACAGUACAGUUUUUGAGGGCCCAGCUGAAGGUCAGGUUCUGCUCGAUCAAGUUUCUAACCGACUCACAAAUAGUCCUUUAUUGGAUUCACUCUCAGAGACCACUUAAGACCUAUGUGGUUAAUCGCGUCAAGUAUAUUCGUCGUGUGUUGGACGAGCUGGAAACAGAGAAGAUCGCCACUGGAUUCUACUAUUUAGCCACGCAGACCAACCCAGCGGAUUGUGCUACUAGAGGAGUGACAGCCUCGGAGCUGCAACACCACAUUUGGUGGACAGGCCCUACCUUUUUUGCGACGCCCUUUUCACAAUGGCCAUGCAAGUCUUUCCAGCCAUCACAGCCCAUACCACCAGGAGCAGAAUCGGAAGAACUUCGCAUACCUGAGGCGGUCGUAAAUUCGGUUAGUGGUACCCAAGAGGCGUAUACGUCCUUUGUGCCGUUUACGCGCACCAACUCCUACGUGAAGCUAGUCCGUAUAACAGCGUACAUUCUUAAAUACGUGACUAAAUUGCGUCAUAGAGUCAGGACGCGCAAUCAGCGCGAGGCCCAGGAAGAACGUUUUCCAUUCAACACGAUGAAUAUCACACCCACGAUAACAUCGGACGAUUUUAUGGCAGCUGAGCUCGUGCUCAUACGAGAGCACUACCGUGAGAGCCAGCGCCAAAUGAACGGUACGUAUGUGAAGAAGCUCCACACUAAGCGCGAAACGGAUGGUACUAUAAGAGUUGAUAUGCGCAUGGUUAACGCGCAGACGAGCGAUACGAUGAAUUCGGUAAACCCGAAUGCGAAUGCGGCCAUUCGACCAAUCGAUCUGAUAUCACCUAACUUCAAGAUAGCACGACUCAGGGACACUUUACCACGAAAGAUCGCGCAUUCGACGAACGAUAGUUACCAGGCGUUGAAUACGCGCUAUAGGAUUUUGCUGAGCGACUUGGACUGUUUUUGGAACCUCUGGCAGCAAGAAUAUCUGAGAGCGUUAGCAGAUAGAGAAGCUUUACGCGCGAAAUCCCGUCCUUCUGCAAAAUCACCGCGAGUUGGCGAAGUCGUACUUGUGAAACAGGACGCGCCGAGAUCCAGCUGGCCGUUAGGACUUAUCCUGGAACUUCACACCUCACCAGACGGCAAUGUAAGAUCAGCCAAAAUCAGAACAGGCAGAAGAAGAGUAGUCGACCGCGCAGUAAAUCACUUAUUGCCAUUGGAGAUAAUCGCGGAAGACGAAGAAGUAGAGCGUACUGGUAACAGCCGCGCGAAGGCGCAGCAGCAACACCAUGGAUUGUUUAGGAAGUGA
Molecule: messenger RNA, 4521 nt
Organism: Cylicocyclus nassatus
Lineage: Eukaryota; Metazoa; Nematoda; Chromadorea; Rhabditida; Strongylidae
Source: the annotation of a GenBank genome assembly